Molecule: messenger RNA, 3131 nt
Organism: Sinocyclocheilus rhinocerous
Lineage: Eukaryota; Metazoa; Chordata; Actinopteri; Cypriniformes; Cyprinidae
Product: E3 ubiquitin-protein ligase DTX3L-like
Exons: 15
Coding region: 296-3016 (906 amino acids)
Biological process (GO): protein ubiquitination; Notch signaling pathway
Source: RefSeq, a predicted model, not a curated record
AUAUGUUCUGUACAGAUGACAUGUGGAUGUUAAUGCAUGAGAAAAAAAUAUAGGCUACAGCAAAUGUAUUAGCCUACACAGAUGUAAAAUGAACAGUUUCGUCUUUUUAACACAGUAUAUUGGAUUGUUGUCAUGUGCUGUCUCGUGUCCUCCAGCAACUUUCGCUUUUGUUAGCUUCGACUGAAAACCAGUGGAUCAGGUUGAACCGCGCAGAACAGAGGUCGACAGCUCACACUUUACGAAGCUCUCGCUUUUAGUUUUCUUUCAGCUGGUGUUUGGAGAUUUUCCCACAGUCAUGUCAGAGGGACAGUCGGAUGAUGGAAUGGAAUGCGAGGAAUAUCCCAUCAAAUUGUCAAGCAGUGACAGUGCUGAUCAAGUUAUGGAGGAUAUAAGUCAGGGUUCUAAUGCUCAGCAGGCCCUAACUGAUCAGAUGGUGCAAAGCGGUCAGUUUUCUAUUGGUCAGGGUACCGGUGAACGUGUAAUCACUCAACAACCUCUCAGAACCAUUGGACAUGAUAAUAAGGACUUCAGUGCAGCAGGUGCUGAAAGUCAAGACUCUAGACAUUCUCCGGAUCACAUGAAGCAUCAAAACAUCACAUCGGGUCAAACAAAGCAAUCAGACUCCGAGCCAGAGAAGAUCUCACCUGCUCAGAUAAUACAAUCUAAUGAUCAGGACUUCAGUGCAGCAGGUGCUGAAAGUCUAGACUCUAGACAUCCUCCGGAUCACAUGAAGCAUCAAAACAUCACAUCGGGUCAAACAAAGCAAUCAGACUCAGAGAAGAAUUUACCAUCAAGCCGUGUUGAAGGUCAAGACUCUAGAUCAUCUCUGGAUGAACAGAAGCAUCAGGAUAUCACAACAAACAAACCAGACUCUCAGCCAGAGGAGGACAUUUGUAAAAAUGGUGAUAUAAACACAACCCAAUCACAACCCUCAGCACCACUGGAUAUUGCCAACUUGAAAAUCAAAGUGGACUGGACAGAACCAUUUCCAGAUAAAUGGAGUAAAAAAUUACAGAUUGCCAUUCAGAGAUGGUUGUUCAAACUAGAAGGAGCACCAUCAGUCCACAGCGUAAAACUCAUGGAUGAUCAAUCAUGGGCACAGGUGCAGAUUACACCAUCAACGGCUCUAGAAACUUUAGAAAAUCAUGGGACUGUAUCUUUGAAUUUUAAACAUGAAAAUAAGGAUGUGACUGCGCAGAUUUUUCUGGAUGGAGCACAUUCUGUGACUGUAUCACAGAACACCUCCACGUCAGACAAGAACAGAAUUCCAUCAUCAAAGGUGAACAAGACUAAACCUGUGACUUCUGCUGCAUCAGAUGACAAAAAUAAUGAUGCAGAUGUUCCAAGUAAGACUAAGACCAUUAAAACUGAUGAAAAAAACCCAGAGACCUCAGCUGGAUUUACUGUCCCCCUCCAUCAGUUCUGGUACAUGCUUCAUGCUUACAGAAAGGAGGUAGAGAAAAUUGAGAAACAACAUGGAGUCAUUAUGCAUGCAGAAGUGUCAGUCUCAUUCAUAUCCACCCAGAACUCAAGCCCUGAUUCUGUCUCCAAAGCCUCUGAGGACUUUCUGAAUCUUGUCACUGAUUGUGUGGUUAAUUUUAGUGAUGCUGCCAUUAAUCAUAAUGACAUGAAUUCAGAUAUUGUGAAGGAGGCAAUUCAUACCAUCCAGUCAGAGGAGACAAAGUUGAUGUUGACCAUGUCUGCCAGCGACUGCCGGUUCUUUGGACCGAAUAAAAUUACAGACAUGAUUAAAAGAGAGACAACAAGAGUGGAACAACAAUUCAAAGACAAAUCAAAUGAAAUGGAUGUAGAUUCAAAUGAAAUGGAUGUAGAUAACAAUGUUUCUCCACAAAGCAGGUUUUCACUGGAAAUGGACACUAAGGACCUUCCAACUCAACUUGAGAUGGACAAGGUUCAUUGGGAUCUGAUGAAUCUUUCCUAUAAAGAACAAUUGUCCCAGCUUGAAACAAAGUAUGGAGUGUCAUUUCAUGAAGACAAAAUGCAGAAAAAUGUAAUUAAGGUUCAAGCUCGAUCUAAAGGAGUUCAGCAUAUUAAUCUGGAUAGUCAUGCCCUCAGAGCUUUAACACAACUCUACCAGAAACUUGCCUCAGCCACUGUCAGCUGUAAACUCACAAACCCUGCAGAUAAAAUUGACGUGGCAGCACUAUUAGAGAAACUUCAGCAGCAGCAUCGUGUUGUUGCAGCAGCAGAUAGACUCAGUCUCUGGAGGCUUGUUGGACUGCCAGAACAUCUCGGUCCUGCCAUUGCUGAUAUUGAGAAGACACUUCAGAGGAAUGUGUUUGAUGACCAAAUGAAGAAAUUGAUUGGUUACUCAGGUGACAUUCCUCACACAAAAGGAAUCAACUGGAAUCAGACGCCUGAUUAUGGACCAGGAGCAGUGGGUGGAGCAGUACAGGAUGAGGGAGUGAAGUUUAGAGGGCAAGGCAAAGCAGAUGCUGGUUUCAAUGAAGAUUCAAAAGACAAUUCUAGACAUGAGAGUAAAGGUGCUCAUGCUGAAGAGGAGACAUGUACUAUUUGUAUGGACAGCUUCACCAACAAGACAAAACUGAAAUGUGGGCAUGAAUUCUGUCAGGAAUGUAUAAGGAUGUCAGUGGAGAGUCUGGGAUCCAUCUGUCCUGUGUGCAAGGAAGUGUUUGGGAAAUUGGAGGGGAACCAACCGGAUGGAAGAAUGAAAGUAACAAAGAACAGGUUCCGUCUCCCUGGAUAUCCACAGUGUGGCACUAUUGAAAUAUAUUACGACAUACCCAGGGGUAUUCAAACGAAGAGGCAUCCAAACCCGGGAAACUAUUUUCAUGGCACAUCACGUCAUGCGUACUUGCCUGACAACCGUGAAGGAAAUGAAGUGCUCGUACUGCUGCAGAGGGCUUUUGAUCAGAAACUGAUCUUUACUGUUGGGACCUCUACAACCUCCGGUUUAGAGAACGCUGUCACCUGGAAUGAUAUUCAUCAUAAGAUCAAUACACACGGCGGGCCUCUAAAGUAUGAGUUCAUUUAAAGUCUGUGUUCAAUUGUCCAUCAUGUCCUGCAAAAUCAGUAAUCAAACAUUACGUGUUUAUUUGGCUUUCAUGUAAAUAAAAUCAUGUAUCUGAACACAGUGGUGUAGCGAGUCA